Molecule: messenger RNA, 1215 nt
Organism: Papilio machaon (common yellow swallowtail)
Lineage: Eukaryota; Metazoa; Arthropoda; Insecta; Lepidoptera; Papilionidae
Exons: 3
Coding region: 1-1215 (404 amino acids)
Source: RefSeq, a predicted model, not a curated record
AUGCACACACAAGUCGAAGUUGAUCAGUUACUACGUCAGUUUUGGGAGAUCAAUGAAAAUUCACCAAACGUGAAGCCUCUGUCAAAAGCUAAAAGGCAGUGUGAAGAGCAUUUUAAGAAAACUCACACUCGAAACACUGACGGUCGAUAUGAGGUUCGCCUACCCUUCAAGGACGAAGACGCCCCAAAUUUAGGCAACUCCAGACAACUUGCUUUAAAGCGCUUACAUCAGAUGGAGAAUAAGUUUAAGCGAAGACCCGAAUUUCACGAAGAAUACUGCAAGUUCAUGAGGCAAUAUGAGUCACUCGGUCACAUGGAGAUUGUCCCUGAAAUAGAGAAGAAGAAUAGAGCUUAUUACUUACCACAUCAUGCUAUUCUUCGUGCCUCGAGCCUCACUACAAAGUUGCGCGUAGUUUUUGACGGAAGCGCUAAACCUGUAGACGGAAACUCACUUAACGAUGAGUUACUCAUCGGCCCCCCGCUGCAACAAGAUAUACGAGCUUUAAUACGUAUCUCAAAGCAAGACACUGAUUACCAGAGAAUCUUGUGGCGCGAGUCAUCGGAAGACCCGAUCAGAGAGUAUCGGUUACUUACCGUCACAUAUGGCAGUUCAUGUGCUCCAUAUCUUGCCAUAAGGACACUUCAUCAACUUGCAGAGGACGAACGUGGAGAGUGUCCUGAAGCUGAACUUCGAAAAACUGAUCUCUAUAUGGACGAUUUGAUGACGGGCUCAUCUACAGAAGAAGACACUCAACGGCUUCAACGUCGCUUAACUGAACUGUUUAAACGUGGUGGUUUUCUUCUUCAUAAGUGGUCGUCUAAUAGUGAAACGGUUUUAAAUGAGAUUCCUGAUUCGAAAAAAGCGUUAAAAGGUUCAGUGAAUAUUAAAAUGGAUGAUUCGGUGAAAGCUCUGGGCAUAGCCUGGAAACCACAAAGUUAUAUAUUAGAACUGGUAGUUAACUUACCUCGUGACAACGACGUUGUUACAAAACGAAGUGUGCUAUCUCCAAUAGCUAAAACGUUUGACCCUCUGGGUUGGCUAGCACCUUGCGUGGUUGUUUUAAAAAUAUUUAUGCAGAAGUUGUGGCUAGCCGGCCUGGACUGGGACUCUGAACUUCCUGAAGACCUGAAAACUGAAUGGCAGAAGUACCAGACUAAUUUUGAACACAUGCAGGCCAUUCAGCUUCCACAUUCCACAAUAGUUUUGGCUUGGUAG